Molecule: messenger RNA, 1125 nt
Organism: Heterobasidion irregulare TC 32-1
Lineage: Eukaryota; Fungi; Basidiomycota; Agaricomycetes; Russulales; Bondarzewiaceae
Exons: 7
Coding region: 1-1125 (374 amino acids)
Source: RefSeq, a predicted model, not a curated record
AUGCAAGAAGGCCCAAAAGAGGUGUCUAGUGGAAGCAGACCAGCAUUUGCAGCCAUCCAUAAUGCCCACAUGUACGACUGCAAACCUAGACCCAUUCAAGGUCCCUCUCCUGAAGAAAGGGAAUGGUGCAAGCAUGCCCAUCAGCUCUCCAGCCCUGAGUUCCCAUCGUCUAUGCCUGCCGCAUGUGCUGAGACAAUGAACACAUCUGUGUGUGCAGUCACAGAUGGACACCCAGUACCCGCUCAGCCGAUAAGCACACCCCCCACUACCUACGCAGCUGCAGCAGCCCUGCCCCCUCCCCCCACAGCUAAAACAGGUCUUAAACUCCUUCUCAGCGUGGCUGCCCUUUCUAAGAACAGUACUUUGGACAUGCUUGAGAAGGGUGAAGCAUGUCUUCCCUGUCCUCCACAGAGCGUUGCACCUAGAGGAAUGCCUCAUCCCAUAUGGGGGAGUGUACCAGUUGGGGGUCUGAUGGUCAGGAAUAGCGGGGUUGUUAUGCAUGGAGCUGCUGCAAGGGGGGGGAGUAUCCAUAGGGGUGAAGGAGGCUUUGGUUGGCUCGAUGAGUGGCGCAUGGCUGUCCAGUGCAGCAGAGUCAAGGUCAUGGCGGAGGGGGUCCCAACGAUGGUUGUAGAGUCGACAGCAAGAGAUGUGAAGGUAUUGCGCGAGGAGUUGCAGAAGGCUGUAGCGAAAAAUAUUGAGCUUGAAGGAAGCUUGGCAGAGUUGAGGAUGGAAAUGGAGGAGAUGAAAGUCAGGAUGGAGGACAUACAUUCACAAUCGAAGGACACUAGAGAAGAGGGAGGGAACAAUGCACGUCAGCAGAAUAACAUGCUCUCAGGCCAUAACCUUGCAGAGAAUGUCCAAAAAGAUGGGGCGCGCUGGAAUUCUCAAGCAAAACAAGACAAAUUAGUAGCCUUGACCAUUGGCACGAUAGUAGACUCAAUCCAUGUCACCUUUUCAAGCUGGGUGAAGGCUUACAAGAAGUAUAAGAAGCCAAUGGUUGAUUGGACACUCAUGAGGCAGAAGCAGUGGAGAAACACACGAAAGAUGCAGCAUGCAAAAUUCCGCGUUGAUGUUCCUGAGGCUGCAGGUCCUGAGUGGGCAUUUCUGCAAGAGACAAUGUAUUAG